UAAAAACAAAAUGUUAUAGAAAUAGCUUCCUUGGUAUUGAUUUUAACUGAAUAUAAUCAUAUUUCAUUUUUGUUUUAUUUUGUGUUGUUUCGUUCUUUACAACACCGUACGCCAUUUUAUUACAACUAAUAUGCAAUGUUCGUUUAAUACCCUUGCACGAAGACAGAAAACUACACUUCCGAGUUAAAGUGUGACGAGACGUUUGGCACGUAUUGUACUCGCUAUCGGCGACCUUGAAGAUGACGUAAUGCUAUGUUUUACUGGUCACAACACGAGACCAGGACCUCACAACACGAGACAAAGACCUGUGCAAUAAGGAAGUUGAAAUUUUAUUUUUUGUACAGAAUGUGUUAGUAUCUAACUUUGGCGUCAGACGUACGUUGGUAGUUCACGUGCAUGCGUCCUGGAUUAAGUAAAAAGUUGAUUAAUGGAUAUAUACAUAUAUAACGAUUUGGUCGAUCAGUACACUAUGCUCAGCAUGGAUUUCCGUCCUGAUUUAGGAAACGCUAAACUAUAAGUGGAUAUACAGCCUGUUUCAAGGAAACACUUAACGAUACGUAUUGCGUGGAUAUACAGCCUGUUUCAAGGAAACACUUAACGAUACGUAUUGCGUGAAUAUACAGCCUGUUUCAAGGAAACACUUAACGAUACGUAUUGUGUGGAUAUACAGCCUGUUUCAAGGAAACACUUAACGAUACGUAUUGUGUGGAUAUACAGCCUGUUUCAAGGAAACACUUAACGAUACGUAUUGUGUGGAUAUACAGCCUGUUUCAAGGAAAUACUUAACGAUACGUAUUGUGUGGAUAUACAGCCUGUUUCAAGGAAACACUUAACGAUACGUAUUGCGUGAAUAUACAGCCUGUUUCAAGGAAACACUUAACGAUACGUAUUGUGUGGAUAUACAGCCUGUUUCAAGGAAACACUUAACGAUACGUAUUGCGUGGAUAUACAGCCUGUUUCAAGGAAACACUUAACGAUACGUAUUGCGUGGAUAUACAGCCUGUUUCAAGGAAACACUUAACGAUACGUAUUGCGUGGAUAUACAGCCUGUUUCAAGGAAACACUUAACGAUACGUAUUGCGUGGAUAUACAGCCUGUUUCAAGGAAACACUUAACGAUACGUAUUGUGUGGAUAUACAGCCUGUUUCAAGGAAAUACUUAACGAUACGUAUUGUGUGGAUAUACAGCCUGUUUCAAGGAAACACUUAACGAUACGUAUUGUGUGGAUAUACAGCCUGUUUCAAGGAAACACUUAACGAUACGUAUUGUGUGGAUAUACAGCCUGUUUCAAGGAAACACUUAACGAUACGUAUUGUGUGGAUAUACAGCCUGUUUCAAGGAAACACUUAACGAUACGUAUUGUGUGGAUAUACAGCCUGUUUCAAGGAAACACUUAACGAUACGUAUUGUGUGGAUAUACAGCCUGUUUCAAGGAAACACUUAACGAUACGUAUUGUGUGGAUAUACAGCCUGUUUCAAGGAAACACUUAACGAUACGUAUUGUGUGGAUAUACAGCCUGUUUCAAGGAAACACUUAACGAUACGUAUUGUGUGGAUAUACAGCCUGUUUCAAGGAAACACUUAACGAUACGUAUUGUGUGGAUAUACAGCCUGUUUCAAGGAAACACUUAACGAUACGUAUUGUGUGGAUAUACAGCCUGUUUCAAGGAAACACUUAACGAUACGUAUUGUGUGGAUAUACAGCCUGUUUCAAGGAAACACUUAACGAUACGUAUUGUGUGGAUAUACAGCCUGUUUCAAGGAAACACUUAACGAUACGUAUUGUGUGGAUAUACAGCCUGUUUCAAGGAAACACUUAACGAUACGUAUUGUGUGGAUAUACAGCCUGUUUCAAGGAAACACUUAACGAUACGUAUUGUGUGGAUAUACAGCCUGUUUCAAGGAAACACUUAACGAUACGUAUUGUGUGGAUAUACAGCCUGUUUCAAGGAAACACUUAACGAUACGUAUUGUGUGGAUAUACAGCCUGUUUCAAGGAAACACUUAACGAUACGUAUUGCGUGGAUAUACAGCCUGUUUCAAGGAAACACUUAACGAUACGUAUUGCGUGGAUAUACAGCCUGUUUCAAGGAAACACUUAACGAUACGUAUUGCGUGGAUAUACAGCCUGUUUCAAGGAAACACUUAACGAUACGUAUUGCGUGGAUAUACAGCCUGUUUCAAGGAAACACUUAACGAUACGUAUUGCGUGGAUAUACAGCCUGUUUCAAGGAAACACUUAACGAUACGUAUUGCGUGGAUAUACAGCCUGUUUCAAGGAAACACUUAACGAUACGUAUUGCGUGGAUAUACAGCCUGUUUCAAGGAAACACUUAACGAUACGUAUUGCGUGGAUAUACAGCCUGUUUCAAGGAAACACUUAACGAUACGUAUUGUGUGGAUAUACAGCCUGUUUCAAGGAAACACUUAACGAUACGUAUUGUGUGGAUAUACAGCCUGUUUCAAGGAAACACUUAACGAUACGUAUUGUGUGGAUAUACAGCCUGUUUCUAGGAAACACUUAACGAUACGUAUUGCGUGGAUAUACAGCCUGUUUUAAGGAAACACUUAACGAUACGUAUUGCGUGGAUAUACAGCCUGUUUCAAGGAAACACUUAACGAUACGUAUUGUGUGGAUAUACAGCCUGUUUCAAGGAAACACUUAACGAUACGUAUUGCGUGGAUAUACAGCCUGUUUCAAGGAAACACUUAACGAUACGUAUUGCGUGGAUAUACAGCCUGUUUCAAGGAAACACUUAACGAUACGUAUUGCGUGGAUAUACAGCCUGUUUCAAGGAAACACUUAACGAUACGUAUUGCGUGGAUAUACAGCCUGUUUCAAGGAAACACUUAACGAUACGUAUUGCGUGGAUAUACAGCCUGUUUCAAGGAAACACUUAACGAUACGUAUUGCGUGGAUAUACAGCCUGUUUCAAGGAAACACUUAACGAUACGUAUUGCGUGGAUAUACAGCCUGUUUCAAGGAAACACUUAACGAUACGUAUUGUGUGGAUAUACAGCCUGUUUCUAGGAAACACUUAACGAUACGUAUUGCGUGGAUAUACAGCCUGUUUCUAGGAAACACUUAACGAUACGUAUUGCGUGGAUAUACAGCCUGUUUCUAGGAAACACUUAACGAUACGUAUUGCGUGGAUAUACAGCCUGUUUCAAGGAAACACUUAACGAUACGUAUUGUGUGGAUAUACAGCCUGUUUCAAGGAAACACUUAACGAUACGUAUUGUGUGAAUAUACAGCCUGUUUUAAGAAAACACUUAACGAUACGUAUUGUGUGAAUAUACAGCCUGUUUCAAGGAAACACUUAACGAUACGUAUUGUGCGGAUGUACAGACUGUUUCUAGGAAACACUAAACCAUAAGUAUUGUGUGGAUAUACAGCCUGUUUCUAAGAAAUACUUAACCAUAUAUAUUGUGCGGAGAUGCAUCCUGUUUCUAGGAAAUAUUAAACCAUGUGUAUUUUGCCGAUAUAGUCUCUUUCUGGGAAAUACUUAACCAUAUGUAUGGUGCGGAUAUACAGCCGGUUUCUAGGAAAUACUUAACCAUGUGUAUGGCGCGGAUAUACAGCCGGUUUCUAGGAAAUACUUAACCAUAUGUAUUCUCUGGAUACACAGCCUAUUUCUACGUUUUGUGUGGGUGUGGAGUCUCUUUAGAGAAAAUACUAAACCAAACAUAUUGUGUGCAUAUACAACCCGUUGCGGGUAAACACUAAACUACGUGUCAUGUGCAUAUACAACCGGUGACGGGUAAACAGUAAACUAUAUGUGUCAUGUGCAUAUACAACCCGUUACGGGUAAACACUAAACCAAACCUCCCAUGUGGAUAUGCAGCCUGUUCACGCUAAUAUAUACUUAAUGUUCGGAUAUAGUGCCUGUUUCUAAGGACCAUUAAACUAAAACUUCAGCAUAUUCAGAAUGGACUUUUUAAUAUGUUAUGUCGAGAAACCAUAUUGGUAUUUUUUGGGAGUUGUGCACUCCAGACAAUGGUGAAAACGCCAUUCGAUCUAUACGUCUCUGGCCAUUCGUAGAGAUGUCUUCACCAGCAAGCAACACAAAUCGGUCAUUCUAAAUACGUCAGUAAAGCCGGCUCAAAACAAAGUGCAGACUGUGAUUCAGUAUGCAGCUGUGUCUGUAAUGCAUAAGGUAACAAAACAAAUUGAUCAAACUAAAGAGACUUUAUUGUUAUCACGAAAUCGAUUACCAGCUUCCUUCUUGACUUCCCAACCCCUCCAAUGUCUUUCAACGACUCUUGGUAUUAUUACUUGUAUGGUGCAGAUGGGCUAGAAGCCGAGGCCAAUAAAUUCAAGACGAUCGGCUACUGGAUGAUUUCGGUGUGUCUCCUCAUAAUGCUGUUCAUUUGUCUGGGCAACCUCAUGACGAUCGUGGCAGUGUGGCUGACGCCUGCUCUCAGGACGAUACCCAACAUGUACGUCGUGUCGCUGGCGGUGGCCGACUUCCUGACAGGCGCGAUAAUCCCCUACUUCGUGUUGAUCUGGUCACCCUCGUUCAGGGAAGCGCUGCACGAGAACGAGCAACUGUGCCUGUUCCGCAUGGUGCUGUAUCUGGCGUUCGUGGUGAACUCCAUACUGUGCAUCGUGGCGAUCGCCUUCGACAGGUUCCUCUUCAUCCGCUUCCCGCUGCAUUACGAAAUGAUCUCCAGCAAGGAGAAGGCGAUGGUCAUCAUCCCCGUGAUGUGGCUGUCGUCCGCGGCGUUUGGAUCUGUCCCGCUGUUCUACAACUCGUUCGAGGAGGAGGGCUGCAGCUACCUGGUCGUUCCGUUGAACUACUACCUGUUUGCGUUGUUCCCUCUGUUUCUCAUCUGCUCCGUCCUGACGGCCGGAUUCUACGGCUACAUCGUGAUCACCGCCAGCUGGCAUAGCAGGCGGCGGCGCUCGACGACCACGCGCUGGUACCACAGCACGGAGUGGAAGUCUGUCAAGAUGUUUGUCGUGGUGUUCGGAGUCUUCUUCGCCUGCUGGAUACCGUGCUUCAUCAUCGUCAUCAUCAUCUAUCUCGAUAGCAAAGGUGAACUGGAGAUCGACUACUGGACGUCGAACAAUUUCCAGUUCUCGGUAAUUCCCGGAUUCCUAAAUUCGGGCAUGAAUUUUCUGAUAUAUGCUUAUCAGAAUCUACAGUUUAGACACGCGUUCGCCAAGUUGCUGAGAAUACGCAGACGGCAAACGGAAUUGAUGCCCUUCAUGGCUCCUAAUAGACGACCGCGGCGGUCUGUAGUCACCGAUUUUAACAUACCGGAAGGAACUAACCGUGGUAGAUCGCAAGGCGAAGAGACUAUUAACGACAUUACUGUGAUAGACGAAGACAAAAACGGUACUACAUUGACAGAAGAAAGUAGACGUAGUACAGGGUUGACAGAAGAAAGUAGACGUGGUUCAGGGUUGACAGAAGAAAGUAGACGUGGUUCGGGGUUGACAGAAGAAAGUAGAAGUGGUACAGGGUUGACAGAACAAGAGAAAAACGGUACCAGAUCGACAACAAGAAGGGAAUAACAGUAUUAGAACUUGACGUUGUCCACAUUAAAAAAAAAAUAAUAAUAAUAAAAAAUAAUAAUAACAAUAAUAAUAAUAAUAAUAAUAAUUUAAAAAAAAUUAAAAAACAAAUAAAUAAAAUAUUUGAUCGCU
Gigantopelta aegis is the source of this 5653-nucleotide messenger RNA. RefSeq names its product adenosine receptor A3-like. Gene Ontology annotation, biological process: adenylate cyclase-activating G protein-coupled receptor signaling pathway; G protein-coupled adenosine receptor signaling pathway. Gene Ontology annotation, cellular component: membrane. The record is from RefSeq and is a predicted model, not a curated record. Gene Ontology annotation, molecular function: G protein-coupled receptor activity. NCBI's taxonomy places the organism in Eukaryota, Metazoa, Mollusca, Gastropoda, Neomphalida, Peltospiridae. The transcript is spliced from 2 exons. The coding region runs from base 4247 to 5521 and encodes 424 amino acids.